UUCCUCUCUCGUCCUUCUCUUUCCUCUCGCCAGUCGCCACUCUCUUUCUCUCGUUGUUUUCCAACAGUAAGAAUGGCGUCAGCUUCCAAGCAAAACCCUUCUUCUUCCAAACCUCCUAGGCAUCCAUCUCCGAUCACUGCUUCCAUCCCCUCUAAAUCCGGUGUAUCUGAAGAAUCCCAAUUUCGAAACCCUAAUAACCCUUCGACGUCGUCGAAUUCACCGAUUUCGAUGGCUGUGGAGGAUCAGAUCCUGGGAAGUUCCAGCCACAUCACACGCCCUGAGCUUCUCCGACGCAGAUCGCACAACAUGAAGCAGCUCGCUAGAUGCUACAGAGACCAUUACUGGGCUCUAAUGGAAGAUCUCAAGGCGCAACAUAGAUAUUAUAGCUGGAACUAUGGUGUUAGUCCUUUCAAAGAUGAGAAUCAUCAGCAAAACAAGAGACGUAAGGUAGAAGGACAGACUGGGGAUGAAAUUGAAGGUAGCGGAGACAAUGACAACGAUGGCGUUAAGGCUGGUAACUGUGUGACUUGUGGUAAUGGAUGCAAAUCCAAGGCCAUGGCACUCACCAAUUACUGCCAGCUUCAUAUUCUCAUGGAUAAAAAGCAGAAGCUUUACACUUCUUGUACUUACGUCAACAAAAGAGCUCAGUCAAAAGCAAUAACGUGUCCAAAACCAACACUUGCAUCGACUGUUCCUGCUCUGUGUAAUGUGCACUUCCAGAAAGCCCAAAAGGAUGUUGCUCGAGCUUUAAAGGAUGCUGGUCAUAAUGUUUCUUCAGCAAGCAAGCCUCCCCCGAAACUCCAUGACAUAGUAGCCGCAUUUGUGCAUCAUAUUCAAGCGAAAAGAAAAGAUCCACGAAAAGAGGGCAAAUUGAAAAGCUUAGUAAAAGAAGAAAUUACAAGCUAAAUCAAACAGAGUGAGCAGAAGCUGUUUGUUUCCACAUUUGUGCAAAAAAGGAAGGUAAGAUAACUGGCUUUCUAUCAUCACAAAUGAUAAAGACAGGUAGCUGAUCCUGUUUGACUGGUGAUAGAUAGGGUAGUCAUCUAUGCCUAGUAAUGAAGAAAGUUUAUCUUUUAUAAAUGUAGUAGAUCUUGGUCACACAGAAUGUCUUAGUAGAAUUUUCUUUUUCGUUGUUAAGCUUAGCAAAGCAAUGAUGCUUUUAGAAUGACUAGCUUCUAAGAUGUGUCUCGUGGUUUACGUUCUAUUUUUAAUGGAUGGAGCUAACAGUCAUUUCCAAUAAGAGUAGACUUUGAUUCCAACAUACAACAGGUUGUGUGAUCUUUUGUAUUUGUCUAUGGUUGUCUUGUUGAAUGAAGAAAGCCACGUUUAUAAUAUAUAGGUCUGAAAUCU
Molecule: messenger RNA, 1350 nt
Organism: Arabidopsis arenosa
Lineage: Eukaryota; Viridiplantae; Streptophyta; Magnoliopsida; Brassicales; Brassicaceae
Source: the annotation of a GenBank genome assembly